This is a messenger RNA of Papaver somniferum (opium poppy), 2192 nucleotides long. RefSeq lists its product as uncharacterized. Bases 420 to 1943 code for a protein of 507 amino acids. The record is from RefSeq and is a predicted model, not a curated record. The transcript has 10 exons. Lineage: Eukaryota; Viridiplantae; Streptophyta; Magnoliopsida; Ranunculales; Papaveraceae.
AAAAGCCUAACCAGUUUCCCGGUCAUAUUUAGUCGUUAUUCCUUGGCCGUUAAGUAGAAAAGCGAAGUAUUUAUAUUUUCCCCAAAUUGAAAAAAAAAUAAAUCCCCUCCAAAAGACCUAAUUGGUUUUAUUCUAAUUUCAUUAUUCAAGCUUGAUUUCACCUUGAAAAAGGCAGCGGAAACAGAGAGUGUCUUAAUUAGGGUUUUCAAAUUCUCUUUUGUAACCAAGGGCAAUUGGAAUUAAAAAUUCAGUUGGGCAAUGGAAACUGGGGACCCGAACUCUGGAGAAUCACGUACAUCUUUGGUGUUGUUUGUACCUGUCUUGGAUUAAUCUUCCCUGAGUACGACACCCUUUUGGGCCAUUCCACUUAUUUUUGAAAGUUGCGGAAAGCAUUGGUAGAUCGAUUUAGCUAUUUGUAAAUGAGAAUCAGCACCCGUAAGCUAAACAUUACUGGAAAAGGACAGUGCCGAAAGCUGCAAAGUAAAUUAGAAAACGUCAAAAUGCAGGCACCAAAUGAUGGUUUCAGAAAUGAAGGGCUUAUCCCUCAGUUAUUUACUUCUGUCCCAGCCCUCAACGAAGCUGCUUCAUAUCUCUCCCAAACAACUUCAUAUUUAACUAGAUGCUUCACUGAAUCUGCUCAAGAACCAAUGAGUAGAGUUAAUGCUCAGGAACUAGCAACACUUUCAUUUGGUACCAGCAGAUCAUCAUCUACCGAUGGUGAAUCUUCGUAUGGUUCAACAAAUUCUUUAACGACUACUGCUGCUCCAUCUGUACAUGAUGUGCCAAUAAGAGGGUCACCUACACAUACAUCCGAGGAAACUACACAAAAUACGGUAUCAACUCAGACUGGUUUUAACGGAUUAUCCAUGUUCCAAGGUCUUAUUUCCCGGGCACGAAAGACGGUUCGUGGAUCAGCAGAUGAUAUUGGUUGGCUUCAGCGCGCAUCAGGAUUACCACCGGUUGAAGACGGAACAAAGAGAUUUGAUGAAUUGCUUGGAAACAUAAGACAUGGCGUACACACAUUGCCAAACUCGAUGGUUUAUUUAUUGGUUCCAGGUCUCUUCAGCAACCAUGGGCCACUUUAUUUUGUGAAUACCAAAACGUUUUUCUCAAAGUUGGGUCUGGCUUGCCAUAUUGCUAAGAUACACAGUGAGGCUUCAGUUGAGAAAAAUGCACGGGAGAUAAAAGAUUAUAUUGAAGAAAUAUAUUGGGGGUCUGGGAAGCGUGUUAUGCUUCUCGGGCACAGCAAAGGUGGAGUUGAUGCAGCGGCUGCAUUGUCUAUAUACUGGCCUGAUCUUAAAGAUAAGGUUGCAGGCUUAGCAUUAGCGCAAAGCCCGUAUGGAGGUAGCCCAAUAGCUUCUGAUAUACUGCGAGAAGGGCAACUUGGUGAUUAUGUGCAAUUCCGAAAAAUUAUGGAGAUCCUGAUCUGUAAAGUCAUUAAGGGUGACAUGCAGGCUUUAGAAGACUUGACAUAUGAAAAGCGGAAGGACUUCCUAAUGAAGAACCACUUACCAAGGGAACUUCCGGUCGUUUCUUUCCACACAGAGGCUGGAAUUGCCCCUGGGAUACUAGCAAUGUCUCACGUUGCGCAUGCGGAGCUUCCUCUGGUCCCAACUCUUUCAAUGGGAGGUAGCAGCAGCAGCCAAUCUACAAAACUCCCAGUCGUUAUGCCACUUGCUGCUGCAAUGGCUGCAUGUGCCCAGGUUCUUCAAGUUAGGUAUGGGGAAAAGAGCGAUGGACUUGUAACAUGUCGUGAUGCAGAGGUUCCUGGCUCGGUUGUGGUUCGUCCGAAGCGGAAAUUGGAUCAUGCUUGGAUGGUUUAUUCGUCAAUGAACAAUGAUCCAGGUGAAGCUGAUGCCUCCCAAGUAUGCGAGGCGCUCCUUACUUUGUUGGUUGAAGUUGGGCAAAAGAAGAGACUUGCACCUUCCUUGAAGGACGAGUGAACUCAAGAUUUAAAUCAUUUUUUGUUUCAUAUCUCUUUCAUGUUUCACCUAUCAUACUGUUAUUAGCUUUUGUGCUACAAUAUCCUCAGCUUCAAGAUCUGAUCUACGGAUUUGUAGACUUUUAAAUUAACAUUAUUCCAGCGUUGUAGGAUUUUUGUACAUACGCUGUGGUAACUUAUUUGUAUAUGCUCGGAAAAAAAAUCUAUUGUUCUAUCAGGAAAAAUAAAAGAAUAAAAAAUCUUUAUACCA